Molecule: messenger RNA, 3350 nt
Organism: Prionailurus viverrinus (fishing cat)
Lineage: Eukaryota; Metazoa; Chordata; Mammalia; Carnivora; Felidae
Gene: RINL
Product: Ras and Rab interactor like
Exons: 10
Coding region: 729-2192 (487 amino acids)
Biological process (GO): vesicle-mediated transport
Cellular component (GO): cytosol; endocytic vesicle
Molecular function (GO): guanyl-nucleotide exchange factor activity; small GTPase binding
Source: RefSeq, a predicted model, not a curated record
UGCGGGGCUCGAACCCACGGACCAUGAGAUCAUGACCCCAGCCGAAGUUGGACGCUUCACCGACUGAGCCACCCAGGCGCCCAGAAAAAACCUUUUUUAAAAAUUAAGAGUUGAGGUCCAGUGGAUAGAGGGGACAGAUGUGUCACAAAGCAAAAAGCAAACAGCAAAGUGGUUACAAUAAAAUCUAGGCAGUGAGUAUAUGGAUGUUCCCUGUAAAAUUCUCUCCUUUUUUCUGAACGUCUGAAAACUUUCACAGUAGAAUGUUGGUGGGGGCGGGAAUAUCCGAGAGCCCUUCUGUGGUCUGGGAAGGGAGGAAGAGAGGACGGCUGUAAUACGAUGGCACGUUUACAGAGUGCCUACCAUGGGUGGAGCUCUUGUCCAGACACGGGGUUGUUACUCAACUGGUCCGCGUCUGUAUUAUGGCAGCACCGGUUGUCAAAAUCUGAAGUGUUUCUGUAUCACUUGGUAAAUAGCUGUCGGUUUGGGUCCUCCCCUUGUCCCGUCCCCACCAGGACACACGGGCCUUCCUUCUGGGAUCCCCACAUCUCCCCACCAGCCAGCUGCUAAAGAACUGACACCUGGCACAGCGAGGGGCCUUGGGCCCAUUCUGAUCGGUCAGGGUCUCUGCUAUAUCGUGAAUAUUACCCCUGGAUUGGAGCAGCCUUGAACUUUACCUUCCUCCCUGCCAGAGGCCAGACCAUGGCUUGCUGGCCUCCCGCAUCCUGAGGAUGGCCCAGCCGGAGGACAAGGCCUCUGCAGGCCUCAUCGACGGGGAGAGGAUGGUUCCACCACAGAUGAAUGGAGCAGGUGAGACCCCCUUAGGGGUCCUCGGGACCCCAGAGCCACUCCUUCGCCUGCAGAGGACACGGGGGGUGUGGCAGAUCCCAGAGCUGGCUACUCAGGAUGCGGGAACCCUUCUUGAGCUGUGGCCACCGGGGAGUUUCCUGGUCACAGGACACAACUCCAGCCAGGUCCUGGUGUUGAGGACAGGAGCUUCACCAGGAGAAGUCUGCACCUACCAGAUCCAGAAGCUUCCUGGAGGUGUUUCUCUGGAAUACUCUAACCUCUGUAUGCCGGACCUGCCCCAUCUCCUGGCUUUCCUAUCAGCCAGCAGGGAUGUUUUGCCCAGGACACUGCUCUUGCCCCCUCCCACUCUAAGGCCAGGAGACCAACAAACAGGUCUUGCACAGACUGGCGGCGUCCAACUCAACAUCUCGGAGAAGGUGCUCCCCGUGGUGAACAAGCUGUACCUGGAGACCCACGGAGGGUGGGGUUUGGAGCAGAUCACCGCAGAGACAUCUCCAGGGACUGCAGAAAGACACAGUUCAGCCCCCAGGAACCCUGCCCCUCACCGGGUCUCCUGGGUCGAAGGCCCGCUCAGCCCAGAAGGAUACCAUCCGGGGCCAGCCCUAGCCAGCCUGGUGGAGGAGAAAGAGAAGGAGGACGAGGACGAGGACGAGGACAGCUACAAAGAUGAAGAGAAAGGACCUGACGAUGUUCUCACCCAUCACAUCCAGGCUCUGGCCAGGGCCCGGAGCAACUACGUGGGCAGGCAGUUCCAGGGCCUUCGAGCCCGCCUCACCUCAAAUGCUGGAGGGCCCCACAGGCCCGGGGACCCAGCCACAGAGCUGCUUCAGGAUGUGCGGCACCUCCUUACCGACCUCCAGGAUCACUUGUCAAAGGACCCCGACGUCAGGGCUGUCUUUGGGAGCCGGGGGCCUGGGGUCCCCCAGAAGGAGGAGGAUCUUGGCGCCGCGUUGGAGGCCGCCCUGUGCCGGGCGGUGCUGGAGCCCCUGAAGCCCGCCCUGUGGACGCGACUCCGGACGCUGCGAGCCCGGGAGCUGCGGCGACUGCGGCAGCGACAAACAGCCCUGCGGGCGGGGGCGGGGCCUGAGGGGCAGGGCCCCGCCCCCGCCCUGCGGAGCCGCAUCCACGCGCGCCUGGAGCACCUCCACGCCGCCUGCGCCCCACGCCGCAAGGUGGCGCUGCUGCUGGAGGUGUGCAGUGAGGUUUACGCGGGCCUGGCUCAGGGCGAGGACCAAGAGCCCCUGGGGGCCGACGCCUUCCUGCCCGCGCUGACGGAAGAACUGAUCUGGAGUCCGCACAUUGGGGAGACGCAGCUGGACGUGGAGUUUCUUAUGGAGCUCUUGGAUCCGGACGAGCUGCGGGGAGAAGGUCCAACUGCCCUUUGAGGAGCCAUGGGCAAGAGACACUGUGCCCAGAGACGGACUAUGAUAAGGGGUCCCACAUCCUCCUGUUCCUCAGGCAAGAUUCGGGAGGCGCCAGGACAGACCGAUUUCUGACCCCUGUUGGUUUAGGUGCCAGGAGGCGGCGAGGUUCCCCGGAACAGACCCACCUCUGGGCCUUUGCAUUGGCUACUCUAUUCUCUAGUAUUUAUAUCGCUCCGUCCCUCCGUUCCUUCAGGUCUUUAGGUGGCUGUCACCUUCUCGGGGAGGCUCUCCCAGACACCCUGUGUAAAAUUGCACCUCCUCUGGCUUGACCCUUCCUGCGGCAGGCAGAAUAAUCCCCCCCCCCCAAGACAUCCACCUCCUGAUCCCCCAAAUCUGUGAAUAUGUUACCUUACAUGGUCAAAGGGACCUGGCAUAUGUGACCAAAUGAAUGAUCUUGACAUGGGGAGAUUAUUCUGGAUCAUCCUGGUGGACCGGUAACAUCACAGGAGUCCUCUUAGGAGGGAGGCGGGAGGGUCAGAGUCAGAGAAGGAGAGGUGAUUUUGUAAGCAGAGGUCAGAGUGAUGUGGCCAGGAGCCAAAGACUUGUCUAGAAGCUGAAAAAGACGGGGAAUGGAUUCCCCCCUGGAACCUCCAGAAAGAAUUCGGCCUUUGAUUUAGGCCCUACGACCCGUUUUGGACUUCUGACCUUUAGAACUGCAAAAUAAUACAUUUGUGGUUUUUUGAGCCACUACAUUUGUGGUAAUUUGUUACAGCAGCAACAGGAAGCUGAUAUACUCUCUUACCCCAAUCUUUAUUUUUCUUCCAUAGAAAUGAUCACUUCCUAACAUACCAUAAAAUGUACAUAUUUAUUGUGUUAAUUGUCCAUAGGCUCCCGUCCCUUAGAACAGCACAGCACCAUCCAAGAGAAAUACAAUGCAAGCUAGGUAUGCAAUUCUAAAUAUUCUAGUAGCUACAUUACAGAAAAGUAAAAACUCAAGUGAAAUUAACUUUAAUAACCUAUUGGAUUUAACUCAGUGUAUCCCAAAGGUUAUCACUCGUAACAUGUGAUCAAUAUCCAAAAAUUAGGGGCUCCUGGCUGGCUCAGUCAGAGGAGCGUGUGACUCUUGAUCUCAGGGUCGUGGGCUCGAGCCCCACGUUAGGUGUAGAGAUUACUUAAAAA